AUCAUUUAGCUUUUGAAAUUAAAACGUUGCACCGAGAGACAAACUAACAAUCAAACAAACUCUUGAGCUAAAUAAUAUUAGUAUAGAGGUAGAUUACAACAAAUUUAACUGCAGUAGAGUUAUUAUUUUAUGUUAUUGACAUUGUACAAACGAGCGGGGCAAGUGGAAGAGUAGUCGCCACAAACAACAGUAUACCUACUUAUAAUAAUCUGAACUAUAACCGAUACAUUGCACUAUUUAAAGUAACUAGUACUACGACAAGUCUACAUAAUUAUUUACAUCUCAAGUACUCUACAUCAAGAUGGGGCGUAAAGUAAGGUUGACUGCGUUUGCUGUAGUACUUUUGACGCAGAUGUUUUAUUUCUGCGAAUGCUAUUUAAGGGAAGGUGACCAGGGUGUUUGCUUGGAACACUUGAGAACCUACGAUUGGUCCAAUCCUUCCUAUUCUUCGAUCACAGUCGAAAAGGAUGAAAGAGGAUCCCACUACACUACUCUAACAUGCUGCAGGAACUAUGAGUACGAUGCAGAUGCUGAUCGAUGUCUUCCAAUAUGCAGUACUCCUUGCAUAAAUGGGACAUGUAUUGACGUGGACACCUGUAUUUGUGAUACCCCACUGGUCCUGGUAGGCAGUAGCUGUAUUAUGCCCACUUGCACGAACUGUGAGCACGGAGACUGUACCGCAACAAACGUUUGCGAAUGCCACCCAGGGUACAUAAGAUCUGAAGGUAUCUGCAAGAAAUUCUGCGACAAACCAUGCAUCAGUGGAGAGUGCGUAGGACACAAUGUAUGUAAAUGCCAUGAAGGUUUCAUGCUAGACCCCAUUGACCCCUUUAAAUGCAUCCCUUGUGAUAAUAACCAUGAAUUAAAAUGUACUGUGACCUGCCGUCAUGGUUACUGCUCACCACCUACUGCUUGUUCCUGUGUGCCUAGGAAGAAGAGCUCGAUAUUUAAUUUUUAAGUUUAAUACAGUUUAUUAACCGACUUCUUUUAUAAUUAUCUUGUAAUGAAACGGCUUUUAAAUUUAGUUGUUCUGUUUUUUUCAAUCAAAGACAUCAAACUGUAUUUGCUUUCAUU
This is a messenger RNA of Spodoptera litura, 1074 nucleotides long. RefSeq lists its product as uncharacterized. NCBI's taxonomy places the organism in Eukaryota, Metazoa, Arthropoda, Insecta, Lepidoptera, Noctuidae. The record is from RefSeq and is a predicted model, not a curated record.